Molecule: messenger RNA, 519 nt
Organism: Trichobilharzia regenti
Lineage: Eukaryota; Metazoa; Platyhelminthes; Trematoda; Strigeidida; Schistosomatidae
Source: the annotation of a GenBank genome assembly
AUGGAGAUUUUAGUAAUUCAAACUGGUGGUACUAUUGAUAAAUGCUAUCCUAAAAAUAUUGGAGGCUAUGCUUUUGAAUUUGGAGAUAGUUAUGCUAUGGAAAUUUGUGAAAAAUAUACCAUAAGAAAAUAUUCGAAAUUUCAUCUUAUCAAACCUUUUUUAAAGGACAGCUUAGAAAUUACAUCUGAAAAUAAACUUGAACUGGCUAAUUUAUUGAUUACUACUAAGUAUAAAAAAAUUCUGAUAACCCAUGGGACAGACACAAUGAUUGAAACUGGCAUAUACCUGACUGCUUUUGAAGAUCAACUUAAAGACAAAUUUAUUGUGCUAACUGGUGCUUUUCGACCAGGAGUAUUUAAAAAUACCGAUGCCGACUUCAAUGUGGCAUUUGCUAUCGGUGGACUAGUCAUGUCAAAGGAACCGGGUAUUUUUAUUGCAAUGCAUGGUAAAUUCUACCGUCCACAUGAAGUUGUUCGUGAUGUCGAGUCGGGAAAUUUCAUUCCUAUUGACGAUAAAUAA